This is a messenger RNA of Tripterygium wilfordii, 1960 nucleotides long. RefSeq lists its product as uncharacterized. The transcript has 6 exons. Bases 300 to 1694 code for a protein of 464 amino acids. The record is from RefSeq and is a predicted model, not a curated record. NCBI's taxonomy places the organism in Eukaryota, Viridiplantae, Streptophyta, Magnoliopsida, Celastrales, Celastraceae.
GAUCUCUCAUCUCGCAGCAGGGUUUAGUUUUACCCAAUUUUAUCUGAUUCCUCUUCACGAGAAAAGAUCACCUGCUCCUCACUGUCCCGGAUCACGCCGGUCUGGCUUCUCACACUCUCGCGCCGUUGUGUCGGUGCCGGUAAUUGUACCGUUUCUUUACGGAUGAAAAACACGCCGUUCUGGUCCAUGGGCAUCGUGUAAGGGAUUGCUGUGGCGUUGAGUGUUACCAUUGUGAAGUCUGAACAAAUUUCAUUCACCAAAAAAUUGACGUGUAGUGUGGCAAUUAGCAAAGCAGCAAAAUGAACAAGAGUUUUUGGAUGGCGAAGGGUGAUGGACAUAUAACUGAUGCAGGCUCAGCAUUUGAUAGUUCAUCCAUAAUUGAACAAAAACGGGCUCAUCAGUGGUUUGGGAAUGCUGCGGAGUCGGAGCUGUUUCCGAACAAGAAGCAAGCAAUACAAACUCCAAAUAACAAAUCAAGUUUGGGAAUUUCUACCGCGAAUUUUGGAUCUUGGCAUUCUGGUUUCCAAUCUGCCCCAAACCAACUCAUCGACCGCUUGUUUGGGUCUGAAACAUCUGUAAAUUUUGCUGAAGGGAAUGUAUCUCCUGUUGGAAUGAAUGACUCGAGAAUAGGAAGAAAGAGUAUUGAUGACCACUUUGAUGACGCGUCGAUUGAUUUAUCGAUAUCGCAGGCUAUUGAAGAUUCGGCAACAUGUCUAAGCUACGGUGGUUUCAGAAAAGCAAAAAUCAGUCCAAUUAGGGAUUCUGAUAAUGGUAUGGCUACUCAAAAGAAACACAGUUUCAAUAGGGAAAGGUGCAGUGACAUCUCUGCAGUUCAGGCAUUUAGCAGGGAAAAUGAAAGUGAUUUUAUAUCUAUGUCUCAGGCCUAUGAUAAGGGGGAUGACAAUAUUACAUUAAUGGGCCAUCUCUACAAUAGAGGGGACACCCAUAUUGGUUUGGCAGGUUCUGCAUAUGUCAAGGGAGAUGAAAAUGUCAUAUCAAUUGUGGACACUUUUAGUAAGGGGGAUGCAAAUAUGAUAUCAUUUGGAGGAUUUCACGAUGAACAUGAUAUUAUGCAUGUGGGCAGGCCCAUCAGUGGGUAUGACCCAUCAUAUAAUCAUUCUUCGGGUCAAACAUCAGAUGCACCUGCACGAGGUGAGAAAGAGUUCGAUGCAUCAAAUGUAAAUGCAGUUAUAGAUGCUACCCCAAUAGCAAAACCAAGACCUGAAUCUGCUUCCAAAAGUAAGCCAGAGUUUAAAACAACAAAAAAAGAGGCUCCAAAUAGCUUCCCUUCAAAUGUCAGAAGUUUGAUUUCAACUGGUAUGCUUGAUGGAGUGCCUGUAAAGUACAUAUCCUUAUCGAGGGAGGAGCUUCGCGGAGUUAUAAAAGGUUCUGGCUAUCUUUGUGGAUGUCAAUCAUGUAACUAUUCAAAGGUGCUUAAUGCAUAUGAGUUCGAGCGGCAUGCUACUUGCAAGACAAAACACCCAAACAAUCAUAUAUACUUUGAAAAUGGGAAAACUAUCUAUCAGAUUGUACAAGAGUUAAGGAGCACACCUGAAAGCUUGUUGUUUGAUACAAUUCAAACUGUGUUUGGUGCACCAAUCAAUCAGAAAGCCUUUCGUAUCUGGAAAGAAUCUUUUCAGGCUGCUACUCGAGAGCUUCAGCGUAUAUAUGGGAAGGAAGAACUAAACUUAUAGGGCUAUCCUGAAGUGUAGAAUGGUAUCUGUGUGCAUAUAAAUAAGUUUUAAUUAAUCUGGUAAUUCCUGUAAAAUGUAGGAAUAGCCACUUGGAAGGCUGAGAAAGUGCUGUUGUAAAUUUGUAGCUGUAUUUAUGGUCAAGUGAAGUCAGGUUCUUUUUGCAGAUGUAUAAUUUUUACUUAGCAAACAGUAGGCGAGAUGCCUUGUUAUUGGGGUGCAUUCCUAUCAUUGUUGUUCAUGUUUGUGACUGAAACCCUCUGUUGGAA